UCUGAGGAGUGAAAGUGUGUCCCUUCUGCAAUUGGCUGCGAGUCUAAAUGUUUCAUUAUGCGUCUCAUUGUUCCUUUGUUGGGACGGGGGUAUAAAUGCACCCCUGUAGAGCUGCAGGAGGACAGACCGCUGACGAGGACCAGACAUAGCACAUCUCCUGCCUUCGCCUGCUGUAUCUAGCUAUCUACUGAGCUCUCACAGAAGUACGAGUGAGAGAGCAUUGGCCCUCAGCGAGCGGUAGGGGGAAAAAAAAGAGUGAAACAUUUUUCAAUAACCUUUAACCAAAGGCUUUGGCUCUAACCUCAGCUGCUUUGGGGAUUUAGUUGUCUUUUCUACUUUCGUGUAUAACGUUUAUUUUUUUACUUAUUCAACGGCUGAGAUGGAUUCUGACGCUGGCUCCAACUCCAGCCGCUCCUCAUCUCCAGACCUGGUGGUGGAUGACUCCAUGGGUAGCUUCUUCUCCAACAAGAUGUUUCAGGCCUACUGCCAGGAGGAGGGGGCAGCCAGGGCUGCUGGCCAGGGCAGGGCUGACCGCUGUGCUGGGGGAGGCAAGAGCAAGACCCAGGCUGACCUCAAAGAGGGUGACGAUGUGCAAGACCUUAGGCUGAAGGUGAAUGGCAGAGAGAGGAAGAGGAUGCAUGACCUGAACCAGGCAUUAGAUGGCCUGAGAGAGGUCAUGCCCUACGCUCAGGGGCCCUCUGUUCGCAAGCUCUCAAAGAUCUCCACCCUGCUGCUGGCCCGUAACUAUAUCCUCAUGUUGUCCAGCUCUCUGGAGGAGAUGAAAAAGCUUGUUGGGGAUGUGUACGGAGGCAGUGGUGCCCAGAGUCGCACCAGCCACCCCCGGAUCACCCUUCCGGCCCCCACAGCCCAUCUCCCACUGCACCCCUUGGCCCAGAACCUGCACUCCCUGGUUGGCAGCACGGCCUCAGCUCUCCACCACCCCUCGCCUCCCCCUGCUCCAGCCCCACACUCACCGCCCUCUGCAAGCUACAUGGGCUUCCACCAUGCACCGGUACAGAGCCUGCUGAAGGACCCUCUCCACCUAGCCAGCUCCUACAGGCACUUCCCUGGAAUGCCCUGUCCCUGCUCGCUCUGCCAGCCUCUACCAACCACCACAUCCACCCUGCACAGCUUUUCCAUGGGCAAGUGAGCAGGCAACACUCAGGACUGAAGUUGAGGCCCAACCCAGGACAAAGUAGCUCACUGCCAGUGGACUGAGAAAAAUUGUUGGUUUAACUGUAAAAAAAAACCACUGGUAGCCUCAGGACCUGUACAUAUUUUGUAUAUAGUGUAUCUUUUAUUGAGUAUGCCGCUGCUAUUUUUCCAAUUGACAUGCCUUGUUUAUAUUGAAAGGAUUUAAAAUGCACACAGGGACCAUUUCAUACUGUUGUUCUUUGAACUAACAGCAAGAAUAGCUGCUAUGGCUAUUCAAUAUCAGUGUUACUGAAACAAAUGACAAAGAUGGAAAGUACUGUGUCCUUCUG
Messenger RNA from Oncorhynchus keta (chum salmon), 1484 nucleotides. RefSeq names its product oligodendrocyte transcription factor 3. Gene Ontology annotation, molecular function: protein dimerization activity. NCBI's taxonomy places the organism in Eukaryota, Metazoa, Chordata, Actinopteri, Salmoniformes, Salmonidae. Bases 380 to 1150 code for a protein of 256 amino acids. The transcript has a single exon. The record is from RefSeq and is a predicted model, not a curated record.